Molecule: messenger RNA, 4101 nt
Organism: Lethenteron reissneri (Far Eastern brook lamprey)
Lineage: Eukaryota; Metazoa; Chordata; Hyperoartia; Petromyzontiformes; Petromyzontidae
Product: serine/threonine-protein phosphatase 6 regulatory ankyrin repeat subunit A-like
Molecular function (GO): protein binding
Source: RefSeq, a predicted model, not a curated record
GUUUCAGAUUUACUUUGAGAACACCUCGAAGAGCAAGCGUCUCGGUGCCAACACAAAGUUCCUGUACGAGGUGUUUGUGAGCGACGUGGACUGCGUGGCGGAGAGCGCUGUUGCGCGCCGUGCAGGAGCCCGCGCCGCGUGCCGCCCGCAGCGCCGCCGCAUUCCUUCGAGUCGCCCGCCUGCCGCUGCUGGACGCUCGUGACCCAUCCAGCGGGGACGCCCCGCUGCACGUCGCCGCCCGCCGAGGACAUGUCGAAAUUGCCGAGUGCCUCCUGCAAAAUGGGGCCGACGUCGAUGCGCGGAACAAGACCCGGGGCACGGCCUUCUCCCUGGCGGUGGAGGCCUCCCACCGCACCCUCGCACAGCUGCUGAUCGAGUGGGGCUGUGCUGCGGGUGCCGAGGGAGGGAGGGUCCCUUCUUCACUCGACGGCGGACGCACGAGACAGCUUCGGAAACAAAUGCUGGAGUAUGGAGAAUUUUGGAGACAAGCUGUGUCAUCAAUUAUGAAUGGAGAUACUGCUGAGCUGAGAGCCAUAGUUGGAGACCACAUCAGUGGCAAGCGACAGCUGACGAGCCUGAGUUGCAGGUGCAUCAAUGGGAGCAGCCUGCUGCACACAGCCGCUCACUUUGGGGACACGGAGACCAUCCAGGAUCUGCUCGGAUGGGGUGUGGAUGUCAACCUGCUGGAUUACAGGGAUGCCACGCCUCUGCAUCGCGCUCGGCACGGCCCAGCUACUCAGCUGCUGCUGGAGCACGGUGGGGCCGUGAACGAGCUGGAUGCGGACGGAAACUCGGCGAUGCACAUGCGCUGCUAUGGGGAGCCGGGGCAGCCCAGCGCGCUGGACGCCGCUCGCCUCCUGCUGGAGAGUGGAGCAUCGCUGCUGCAGCCCAACAACCGUGGCCUGCUCCCCUGGCAUUGUGCCGCCAUGCAGGGCCGGUGCGACAUGCUGGCGCUGCUGCUGGCCGCGUGGCCGGGGGCUCGCGAGAACCUCGUCCGAGAGGGGGCCUCGUCUGCGUCACCCAGCCCGGCCUACCUGGCCACGGCGUGCGGAUUCUUGACUUGUGCUCGCUGGCUCUUCUCACAAGGCUUCCCGUUCAAGGAGAGCGAGGCAGACAAGCUGCUCCUGGGCAUCCUGCACAAGGAGAUUGAGCUAGAUGAUCCGAGAGAGACGGUGGAGUUUCUGUUGAACAACGGUGCAAGUGUCAACGCUGAGACUCCACAAGGCGACAGUCCACUGCACCUGGCGGCACCGGAGUGCCCGGAGCUGGUGGAGCUGCUGAUGGAGCAUGGGGCCACCGUGGAUGGCGUGGACGCGAGCGGCCAGAGCCCCCUGUUCCAGGCCACGCGCACCGGCAGCAUGGCAGCCGCCGCCCUCCUGCUGAGCCACGGAGCUGACGUGAAGAUGCGAGACAGCCAAGGCCUGACUGCAUUUGACUACAUCCACGACCAUGCUGAGUGGAUUGAGAGCCGUCUCUUCACAGACGAGACUGUUACUUGGCUCAAAGCAUAUGAGCUGAAACAAGGCAGAGAUCUCAUCAAAAGCAUAACCAGAAAAUUACAAGUACGAAAGCGAAGUGUGCAGAGCAGUGGCGUCCUUCACAGCCAACUGUCGAAGACCUUUGGAGACUCAGUGUCCUCCUGGAUCAAGUCAAUGCCACCGCUGUGCUUCGGGUCUGGUCUCCAGGCCGUGCUGGCCGAGGAAGUUCCACGCAACCUUUCGUUGCGCCCAGAGCAAGCGGCAAAACGCAGCCUCGGCCAUCACAUCGACAAUACUGCUGUUGCUGUACAGCCAACCGCGAACUUGAUGAUGCACUGCAGCAGAGAGGCCACUUUAAGAUUAAAUCCUCAGAGCAAAUUUUCUCAUCUGCACCGCCAGAAAGACCUUCAAUCUGAACUGCAAAGCGACGGAAAUGUGGGCCGUGAACCCAGGAAGCACGGCAUCCUCGCAGGCCAGUGUUCUCAUUACCUCUGUGGCAGUGUUGCACCUGCGGGGUCAGGAGGUCGUACCGUCCAGGAGAUUCUGACAACCGCCUUGGCAGAACUAAAUGGGGGCGAUGUUGUCGCGACACCCAGGCCCACGAUUGCCCUGCCUUACACAGAGCUCCCCGGAAUGCUGCCUCGUGAGCCAAUUUGCCAAAGAAAACAAAACCUGCAUUGCUGAAUGCGCAAAUGAGGCCCUUGCAGCCUGGCUUUAUGUCCCACAUUAGCAUUUGAUGCUAUGACAUGAGACUUGUUUACACCACAAGGCUGCCACAUUAAACACACAUUUGUAUUUUACAAUAGAUUACUUGAAUAAAUGGUUCAUUAAGUUAACAAGCAAAUGAAUAGCAAUAGGAAUGCAAUAUCAUGAGUAAAUGAAAAACUAUGUAUGUCAGGAAAUAGAUAAAACAAUUAAAAUAAACAGGCCAAGGCAGAGCCAAUGCUGGCUGUGUUAAUGAUGCUGGCAUCAGUUCUUAAUAUCUGCAUUUACUUUAAUUUUCAAGGAAGUGAAUAUGCAAUAUGUAUCUGUAAUUGAAGAUGACAAUAUAGUUGUGUGUGCUGAUGAUGAACCGGCUGCAUUAAUGUAGGUCAAUGCUCAUGCCUAUUGAUUGUGCAUGUCUCGUAUACAUCUUUGUACCCUAUAGUGAGCAUUUAAAAAAAAUCCACACAUUCUUUCCCCUGAAACCUGUGAAAUGAGGCACCGGGGCUGUGUUUGAGAAUUUUAAUGACUGUUUAAAACGUAGGCUUUCGAAUUGUAAAUGUUGUGGGUUUACUCUCCAACACACCGGUGUGCUGAACUAGUAAUGAAUUGCAUGUUCUGUUUACGUGACAACCCUUACUAAUUGGCUGUGUCGGGUGGUUCCGGGUUUAACGACACCAAAAAAACUAUUAUUGAUUAUUUUAAUGACUACAGUCUUAAAAAUUUCAUUGGAGGUCAUCACAAUUAAUGGAUUUUUUUAUUUUAAAAAAUCUGAGAUAUAAUUGACGUGUGAACGACAUGACAUUUCACCCGGAUAGAUUUGGGUAUUUUUAAAAAUAAAAUACACCGUAAAGAAAUGCAUCCAUAUGUGGACCUCAAAAUAACACGUAAAAAAAAUUGUUUAAACAGUUCACUAUAUACGUUUUUCUUUUAAGUUAACGCAGAUAUUAUUGCUUAGUCUAUUAUGCAUGUCCAAUGGAAUGUAAAAUGAUCUGCGUUGAACGUGUUUAUUUUUGUCAAAGAUUGUUUUCAUCUCAAUCCUAUGAUUCAGUAUAACCGAGGCAAAUUAAUAAAACGAUUAUGCAAACAGCAGUGUGCAAUCAUUUUCCUAGGAACAUCUAAAUGCGUAUAUCCAGCACAGAUAGGAGUUAAGAACAUCAAGUAAUAUAGCAGUUUCAAAGGGUCAGGGCACUUUGGCAACAUUCAAAUUUACUCCCGUGGUGUCAGCUGGAGUGGUUUUCUAAAGCGUGAUAUCUCACGCAAGGAGCAAUGCCUUAAAGACUGUGCAAAAAAACUCAUCUGCAUUCACCGUGCUUUAUGCAUGUAUGUUGAACUUCUUUCGUGCCGCACGGACCGUACCGUGCUAAUCGGAUGUGCGUGAUGAGUCUUUCUAAGGCCUCGUCUUUCCUCUCCCAGGCUCUGUGUCUCGAGUUCUUUGCAAAAUGCCUCCGGCCUCCGUUUGCUCAUCAGCACUGCGUGUGCGUGUGUGCCCACACCGUGUGUGAAUCGAGAUGGGUUUACAGUCGGGUGUGAGAGAUUACAGAAAAGCUCUAUUCCUGAGAUAAGGCAGUGCAUUGGACUUCGCCGGUUGCAGUUGUGCUGCUAAGCCCCGGCUUUUGUUAGAUAAUGCGUCUGGCAGCAUCUAAAUUUGGAUGAAAGCUGUCUUUCCAUUAAACUAUGACUGUGUGCGGCAAUUUUCAGGAAACUGGUAAAAGAGUUACGCUGACAGACGAGAAGUAUAUUUGCACAUCGUUUACAUAUUUUACAGAUAUAUAGGGAGCUGAAUAACCUGUCGCGCUGGCUGUCCACCCAUGGCAGAUCACCUUGAAGGUCAGUUUACAGACCUACAGUGCCUCAAACGAUCAGGGUCCAAGUGAUUUGCAAGACCUUUGCCCCUGCUGCUGCUGCUGCCUCCGCUCCG